CCGCGUUUACACCGGAGUUGGCAACCAAUGAUUGCCGACAUUUAUCGGCAAUUUUGAGUUGCACGCAUUAAAACAACUGCAACUCGCAUUGCCAACCGUAGUUGGAGACCGAUUUUGCGAGUUGGCAAUCGAAAUUUGGUUUUCCGACCGGAGUCGGUAAAGAUCAAAGGCGGUUGCCAACCCCGGUUGGCAAUGCGAGUUGCAGCGCUAACUUCAGUUGCAACUUGAGUCUGCAACUACCCCGCUACCCCUCCCGCCUGUUGGCUCCACGUGGUCGCGCUGCGUCAUUUCCUCAGUUCAAGCAGGCUAGUCGUUGUGACUUGUUGUGUUUUGUUGUUCGGUUCUUGUUUGUGCCAGUGCAAUGGAAAAUCUUUCUAGUGAAGUGGAGUGGACAAAUGAUCAGGUAAUCAAUUUGAUAUAGUUAUUCAGAGAGAAGCCUGUCUUGUGGAACCACACCCUUUCAGAUUUCAAAAACAAAAAUUUUAAAAAUCAUGCUUGGAAUGAAAUUUCCCAGGAAAUAAAAGUGAACAAACUUGAAGUCCAGUCUAAAAUGAGGAAUUUUAUAAAAACAUUCCAACGAAUAAAUAAGAAGGGAAAAAGUGGUUCUGGAGCCUGCUCAAAAUCAAAAUGGUUUGCUUUCGACCACCUCAUGUUCUUACAAGACAAAACAACUCCAACAUUUAGCCGUGACGCUGGAAUAAAUGACACACAAGCACAGGUAACAGAAGACAACAAUGUUGACGUGAACCUACACGAAGAAUUGCCCACUCAGACUUCACGAGCCUCAAGUUCCACUGGUGAAACUUCUUCUUCGAUCGUCUCUGCUCCUCCUACGAGCGUAGCCCAGCAUAGGCCUUCAAAUAAAAGACGACGCAACACCAUGGCUGAAGAAGCUUAUUCCGUAAUGAAGGAAAUGGGGAGCAAUUUGAAAAAAAAGACGAAUUUGACAUUUUCGGUGAUCUUGUUGCUUGUGAAUUACGUAAAUGUUCUGAUAAAAGGUAUGUAGCACUUGCUAAGCGAAGAAUUAGUGACAUAUUAUUUGAUGUGGAAAUGCACGAAUUUAAUAGGCAGCCACAAUCAAAUUCUGGCUGUUCCAGUUCACUGUCCCUACAGGAGUCGUCUUCAUGCCCGGCUGGAAAUCAGGAAGAUAACUUUGAAAACUCCCCAUCAACCUUGAACCCAGUGGUGGACACGUGGGG
Messenger RNA from Nilaparvata lugens (brown planthopper), 1199 nucleotides. RefSeq lists its product as uncharacterized. NCBI's taxonomy places the organism in Eukaryota, Metazoa, Arthropoda, Insecta, Hemiptera, Delphacidae. The coding region runs from base 551 to 1006 and encodes 151 amino acids. The record is from RefSeq and is a predicted model, not a curated record. The transcript has 2 exons.